UGGAGCUAUUUGUUACACCCAAUAGAAAACCUAGGGAUCCUGCGAUGAAGUAUCUGGGCAUCGUCCUUUGCGUUGCCCUAUUGGCAAUCCAUGCAAAGUCUGCCCAAGCUGUCUGUGGCUAUGAGUCAUGUCAUGAGACCAAGUCAAAUAUGGUCAACAUCCACUUGGUACCCCACUCCCACGAUGAUGUGGGCUGGCUGAAGACGGUUGAUCAGUACUACUACGGCCACAAGAACAACAUUCAGCACGCUGGAGUCCAGUACAUUAUCGACACCGUGAUCUCUGAGCUGAUCAAGGAUCCCGCCCGUCGCUUCAUCCAGGUGGAGACCUCCUUCUUCUCCAAGUGGUGGGACGAGCAGUCGGAGACAGUCAGGUCCAUUGUCAAGAAGCUGGUCAACGAGGGACGUCUUCAGUUCACCAACGGUGCCUGGAGCAUGAACGACGAGGCUGCCGUGAACUACCAGAGUGUGAUCGAUCAGUUCACAGUCGGAUUGAAAUUCCUGGACGACACCUUUGGAGUCUGUGGACGUCCUCGCGUCGGCUGGCAAAUCGAUCCCUUUGGCCACUCCCGUGAACAGGCCUCUCUGUACGCUCAGAUGGGUUACGAUGGCGAGUUCUUCUCCCGCAUGGACCACAACGACAAGGGACGCCGCAUGAACGACCUCGCCCUGGAAAUGGUUUGGGAUGCCAGUGAGUCACUUGACUACACCAAGCUCUUCACUGGACUCCUGUAUACGUUCUACUGGGACACUCCCGGAUUUUGCUUCGAUGUGCACUGCAGCGACGAUCCGAUUAUUGACGGCGAUAGUUACGACAACAAUGUCAAGUCCAGGGUGGACGAUUUUAUCGCCUAUGCCGCCCAAGUCGCCGAAAAGUUCCGCACCAACCACAUCAUGAUUCCCAUGGGCGGAGACUUCCAGUAUGAAGAUGCUGAGGUCAACUUUAAGAACAUGGACAAGCUGAUCAAGUACGUCAACGAACGUCAGACAAGUGGCUCCAAGUACAACAUCUUCUACUCAACUCCCGGAUGCUACUUGAACUCUGUGCACAAGAGUGUUCAGUCCUACCCAAACAAAACUUUGGACUUCUUCCCCUACGGAAGUGAUACCAACAGUUUUUGGACUGGUUAUUACACCUCUCGUCCCACCCAAAAGCGGUUUGAGCGAGAAGGCAACACCAUUCUUCAGGUGGCAAAGCAGCUCAGCGCCUUCGCCGAACUCUCCAGCGCACAGCAAAAGGAAGAUCUUGAAUACCUCCGCCAGAUCAUGGGCGUAAUGCAGCAUCACGAUGCCAUUACUGGAACCGAAAAGCAGGCCGUGUCCGAUGACUACGAUCGCCUUUUGUAUGAUGCUAUCGUUGGAGGUGCCAAUACUGCCCGCGAUGCUCUCCGAAAACUGACCAACCUGCCCAACGGAGAGUUCGAGAGUUGUCUGCAGUUGAACAUCAGCGAGUGCGCCUUCACCAAGGACAAUGCUGACAACGUGGUGGUGACCCUUUACAACCCCUUGGCCCACACCUCCACCCAGUAUGUGCGAGUGCCCGUCAAGAAUGAGAACUACCAGGUGACCGAUGAGAAGGGUCGCGUGGUGGCCUCCGAAGUAGUCCCAGUUGCCUGGCAGGUCCUGGCCCUCGAGUUCCGCAACAACGACACUCAGCAUGAGUUGGUCUUCGAGGCUUCCGUCAACAAGAUCGCCAGCUACUACAUCAAGAAGGUCGAAAAGGCAGCAAACGAAGAAGAAUCUAAAUUGAAAGCCAAUGCUGAGACCUACGAUGACGAUGAGACGGUGGUGCAGACUUCGCUGGUAAAAUUGGUGCUCGACAAUAAGACUGGCCUAUUAAAGAGGGUCGAAAUGAACGGCGUCUCCGAGAACAUUGAUCAGAGCUAUGGCAUUUACAGGACCUAUGACUCCGGUGCAUAUGUCUUCCGUCAGUACAACCAAGGAGACUUUGUCAUCCAGGAAGAUGGUGUCGAGUUUACUGUUUACGAUGGAGCUUUAGUCAAGGAAGUCCACCAGCAGUUCAACGAGUAUAUCUCCCAGGUUAUUCGUAUCUAUGAGAAGAAAAAUUACGUGGAGUUCGAAUGGCUGGUUGGCCCCAUUCCAAUUGAAGAAGAGUUUGGAACGGAAGUUGUUACCGUUUUCAGCAGUGGAAUUUCCUCCGAAGGCGUAUUUUACACUGAUUCCAAUGGUCGUGAAUUGAUCAGACGCGAAAAGGACAAACGUGAAGAUUUCGUCCCCGAACUUGCAGUGCAGCCAACUUCCGGAAACUAUUAUCCGAUCACAUCCCGCAUUGCUCUGCAGGACAGUAGCAAGCGAAUUGCCCUCCUGAACGAUCGUGCCCAGGGAGGAUCCAGCAUGAAGGACGGACAGUUGGAGCUCAUGUUGCACCGUCGUCUCGUCCGAGAUGAUGGCUACGGAGUGGGAGAGGCCUUGAACGAGCUCAAGUACGGUCAACCGAUGGUUGCCCGCGGUAAGGUAUACCUCAUUCUCAACGCUGCCGACGAGUCUACAUCCGUGGAGCGCGAGGCCGAGAAGGAGUUCCACCUUCCUCUCUGGAAAUUCUUCAGCCAGAACAGUGGCAGCAGCAGUUCGGCUGCCAAGUCGGUUCCCAGCUUCGAGGACUUCCCCAAGUCGGUGCAUCUCCUUACCUUGGAGCCCUUCAACGAUGAUGAGGUUUUGUUCCGUGUGGAGAACUUCAAGGAUCACAUCGAAGGCAAAGUGGUUAGCUUCAACAUUCGCCCGAUCUUCGAUUACUUGAAUGGAGUGGAAAUUCGUGAAACCACCUUGGAUGGCAACCUGCCAUUGAGUGACAUGAAGCGUUUCAAGUUCCACGCUGAAGGUUCGGGAGCGAGGGCAACAGAAGCUGAGUAUUAUACCUCAUCCCACAAGCCCCUGUCCGCUAAUGGAACGCAAGACGCCUCCGAAUUUGCUGUCACCUUGUACCCAAUGCAAAUUCGAACAUUCAUCAUUAAGAUUAAAUAAUCGCUUUGAUGUGUAUCACCUUCCAUUUUUCCGCUUAAAUAAAUAAAAUUUUGUAUGAAACAAA
Messenger RNA from Drosophila rhopaloa, 3045 nucleotides. It is a transcript of the gene LManV, whose product is annotated as lysosomal alpha-mannosidase. Gene Ontology annotation, cellular component: lysosome. The coding region runs from base 45 to 2981 and encodes 978 amino acids. NCBI's taxonomy places the organism in Eukaryota, Metazoa, Arthropoda, Insecta, Diptera, Drosophilidae. Gene Ontology annotation, biological process: mannose metabolic process. Gene Ontology annotation, molecular function: alpha-mannosidase activity; carbohydrate binding. The record is from RefSeq and is a predicted model, not a curated record. The transcript has 5 exons.